Molecule: messenger RNA, 4421 nt
Organism: Schistocerca gregaria
Lineage: Eukaryota; Metazoa; Arthropoda; Insecta; Orthoptera; Acrididae
Product: phenoloxidase 2-like
Exons: 13
Coding region: 764-3016 (750 amino acids)
Molecular function (GO): oxidoreductase activity
Source: RefSeq, a predicted model, not a curated record
UAAAUUGGCAUUUGUUUAUUUAAGGAUUUGAACUUUACUACACCCACCUGCUUUCCUUCCCGCACAGAUCAUCCUAAUUUGCUGUCAGUCAAGUAUUGCCCACAAUGACUCAUCCAUAAAAUCUUACAUACAGAUGAAAGAAAAAGUCUGUGACACAAGCCCAAGACUGAACUAUCAGCCGGAGAAAUGCAUUUUUUUUAUUUCAUCAAUAAACAGAUUAAAGGAUAAUUAAAUACGCAGUGCACAGGAAUCACUUGAAGUGAAAUGAGGUAUCAUUUGGAUAUACACAUAUCUAUGAAACAUGAAAAAUUACUCUGCAGACUAGCCGCUCUAAUCUUGAAAAAAUAUUGAAAGGAAAUCAUAUUCUCAAAUUUAAUUUGCAUUUUUGUAUAAAGAACUCCAUGUUCUCAAAGAACUGCCAGAAGCAAGGGUUAUGGAUGUGCAAAAAUCCUGUUGUAGCAGUUAAUUAUCUUUGUGAAAAAGGCAUGUGAAGUUCCUGGGAUUCAAUAAGAUUAUACUAUGCUAGUUUGUAGAACACAGCUUUGGUGUUCAUAAAUGAAUUCCAGUACAGUAAAUGUUGCUUCAGAAUGCAGUCCUACUGAUACACUUUUAAUCUGUGUGUUUAACACAUUGCAACACUACAUGGUGAGGCAGUACAAGUGCCUGGUCUUGCUCAAGAUGAACCUUGGCUCUUCUCCCAUGUUUGCUCUUGCGAGGCAGCAUAUAAACUGUAGGCCAGUACUGCAGCAGGGUAAACACCAACAUGGAAGCCAGGCUGCUGCUGGGCUUCUCACUGCUGUGGCUGUUUGGCCACCAUGUGCAGGCACAGCAGGCGUCACAAGCACAGUCGCAGUCGCAGACAUUAUCACUAAACACCGCUAGAGGUCGGCUCAGCCUCUCGCAAUCACAAUCAAGUUCCUUAUCAUUCAGUGAUCCUCAAAACAUUCUUCUUAUGUUUGACCGCAUUGCAGAGCCAUUGUUUGUUCCUAAAGGAAUAGAAAACAGAAUUGUGUUCAAUCUCCCAACUGAGUAUCUGCCAUCACGCUAUCAGCCAAUAGCUUCAGAUUUAGCUGAUAGGUGGGGUGGACCUUCAAAUAAAAUAGAAAUAGAUGUGCGGUCCAUCACACUGCCUGAUCUGUCAUUUCCUAUGAGCCUUGGUCGUAAAGAGAACUUCUCUCCAUUUAUACCACAUCAUCGAAGAAUGGCAGAAAGACUUGUAGAAACAUUUAUGGGAAUGCGCACAUAUGAAGAUUUUUUGUCCUUGUCAAUCUACUGCCGUGACCGCAUAAACCCAUACAUGUAUGCUUACGCACUGUCAAUUGCCAUUAUUCAUCGACCAGACACACGAAAUAUACCGCUGCCUCCUCUAAGUGAAGUGUUUCCAGAUAAGUUUAUGGACAGCUCUAUCUUUGGACAAGCUCGUCAGGAAGCAAAUGUUGUUGGUGAAGGGAACAGGUUACCAAUAGUAAUACCACGUGACUACACAGCAUCUGAUCUUGAACCAGAGCACCGUGUUGCAUAUUUCCGAGAAGAUAUUGGGGUUAAUUUAUUCCACUGGCAGUGGCAUCUUUACUAUCCAUUCUCUGGCUUACCAGCUCUUGUCAAUAAGAAUCGACGUGGUGAGCUAUUCUACUAUUUGCAUCAGCAGAUUACCGCAAGGUACAACUUUGAACGACUCAGCAACAAGCUUCCUCGUGUCAGGCGUCUACUGAACUGGCGUGAACCAGUGGAGGAGGGUUACUUCCCUAAACUUGACAAUAUUGUCUCCAGCAGAGUUUGGCCACCACGGCACUCAUUUGCCAACUUACGGGAUGUCAACCGAGAACUUGAUCAAAUUAAGUUUGAUAUCCUGGACUUGGAACGCUGGCGUGAUCGAUUCUAUGAAGCCAUUCAUGGUGGUUCUGUUGUAAAUGUAAGGAAAGAAAUUGUUGAUCUUACAGAAACAGAAGGAAUUGACAUUCUUGGUAACAUGAUGGAGGCAAGCUCACUGUCUAUAAACACUAACUUGUACGGUGAUCUGCAUAACCUUGGUCAUGUUAUGAUGGGUUUCUGCCAUGAUCCCGAUGCAAGACAUCUGGAAACAUUUGGUGUUGUUGCUGAUCCAGCAACAAGUAUGAGGGAUCCUAUUUUCUACCGAUGGCACGCUUUUGUAGAUGGAGUCUUCCAGGCACAUAAGAGUGUUCUGCCAAGAUACAGUGUCCAGCAGCUCAGUUUUGACGGAAUUCGGGUUACUGGAGUGGAGGUUGCAACACAAAAUGUACCGAAUGUACCAAGUAAUGAAUUUGUCACAUAUUGGCAACAAAAUGAUAUCGAUUUGUCAAGAGGAUUGGAUUUUGCACCAAGAGGCCCAGUGUUUGUUCGAUUUACACAUUUGCAACACGCACCAUUUGUAACUAGAAUUACGGUUGAUAACACUGGUGGUCCAAGAAUAGGCACAGUGAGAAUUUUCAUGGCACCAAAGUUUGAUGAGAGGGGACUUCCAAUGUUGUUACGUGAUCAGAGAACUCUCUUCAUUGAAAUUGAUAAAUUCUUUGUCCAAUUGAAUAGUGGCCGUAAUGUCAUACAACGCCGUUCUGAUGAGUCAUCAGUGACAAUACCAUUUGAGCGGACAUUCCGCAAUCUUACUGGAGUAGGAUCAUCACCACUAGAGCAGCAAUACACCUAUUGUGGUUGUGGAUGGCCACAACACAUGCUGAUACCCAAGGGUCAGCCAGAAGGAUUCCCUGUUGAGUUCUUUGUUAUGGUAUCAGAUGGCAGUCAGGACAGGGUGGAGCAGCCUGAUCCAGAUGUUGGUUGUCGUGCUGCUCAUAGUUACUGUGGUCUGCACAAUCGUUUGUACCCAGAUAGACGUAACAUGGGAUAUCCAUUUGACCGGUUGCCACGUGAUGGUGUAAACACUCUGCGUGAAUUCCUGACACCAAACAUGGCCACAAUUGACGUGAGGAUACGACAUAUUGAGACUGUUGUCGCUCCUCAACCUGGAAAUCGUCCUGGGAUCCCCCCAAAUUUUGGAUGAUGAAAAUGAACAUUACUCUCAUACUAAUGGAUUAAACUUGCAGAGAGACACGGAGUUUUUGCAGAAUUGUACUACAGUUAGUUUUCACAGAAAAUUAUAAUACUCUUAAGACAUAUAUGUCAAUGGAUCACUAUGAGGUAGGCUCAAAAGGAGAGGGAUGAUAACUAGUAAAACUUCCAGAGAAAACCUUUUUGUAGUGCUAAACUACCCCCCCCCCCUCCCCUCCCAAAUACAUACACACUGACAUGACCCCAUGACCCAUUGGUCUGCUGGAUUUGGGAGCAGGAGUUGAAUAGGGGUGGAUGUGGGGCAUUGCUUGGUUUGGUCUGACGGAAGAAUACCACUUUGUGAAUGGUGAGAAGGAUAGUGUUGUCAACUACUCUGUGCCUCUUUUGCUAGAUUCAUAGUGAUUUAUCCUUGGGUAUAUAUUAUAACUGCAUAUUUCCAUUGUAAUUUAUGUGAAACUCAACACAAUCAUGACAUUGCAUUUACAGUGUUUCAUUACUCAUUGUUAUGUAUGGUUUUGGUGAAUUUUGUUUGUUUGACUUCCUAUUGUAUCUGUUAUGAAAGAAAUAAUUUAUUAAAAAUGGAUAUCAAGAAAACAUUAUAAAGAUAUAUCUUAUAUUUUUGGGCUCCUGAAAUGAAAGAAAGAACCCACUACAUAAUUUGUGGGAACCUUUUUUUAACCUUCCUACAGAUUAGCUUACUAUGUUUAAAAAAGAAAAAAAAAUGCUGAAGUGAUUCUGAGUUAAAGUUGGAUCUUGUAUUUGCAUUAAUAUAAGUCUAACAAGUCAGUUAAUAUGGUGAAGGUUCGUUUUGUGUAAAGCAGGAGUGAAUAAUUCAUAACUAAAAGCAAUCUAAUUAAAACAGACCACAGAAGCUACACUUCUACUGACUAUAAGGCCACAAACUGAUGCAGCCCUUUGACAGUCAUCUUAAUUUUUACAUUCUUGUACAUAUAUAAAACUAUAAUGUGCAUCACAAAAGAUGUUGCAGAGUGGACUAAAAAUGCUACUUUACGCACCGACAACACACGGAGGAAGAACGGCAUAAGAAGCAUAACCCAUUCACUGACUGUUCUUAAAAAAGGUCCCCAGUAUCCAGGUAUCAAAUUACUAAUAAGUCUGCCUAAAAACUUUGUGACAAUGUACAUCACACAAAGUUUUCAAAUAACCUCAAAGACUAUCUGAUGAAAAAGGAAUUUUACAGUGUUGAAAAGUACUUAUCACAUUAAAUUAGUAUAUCUUGUUACUUUUAAUCGAUGAUGUUAGAAUGUAAGAAAAAUGGUUAGGAUGUAUGUUAUAAUAAUGAAUGUUUUUCUAUUUUUGACAUGUCCUGUAUUACAUGUACAUUCGCUGUACACCAUGUAAUCCUGCAGGAAAAAAUAAAAUUUAGUUCAGUGAAA